Molecule: messenger RNA, 122 nt
Organism: Racocetra fulgida
Lineage: Eukaryota; Fungi; Glomeromycota; Glomeromycetes; Diversisporales; Gigasporaceae
Source: the annotation of a GenBank genome assembly
AUGCCAUCUGAAAUAAAAGAAAACGAAAUUGAUGCUAGCGAUGAAGUUACUCACCUCGAGUUCGUGGGAGAUAGGGCAUCUGCCUCCAGUGAAAAUAUCGCUCUUUUGGAAAAAUUUUUAGA